AUGACGGAAGCGUCGCUCUUUGUGAUCCAUGUCCAGCUCUAUGCUGCUGAUGGCAUGGAGGAUCGAAGCCUUGUCGUCAACCCGGCCCGGCUCAAGGAAGCUGUUCCUCGCCCCUCGACUUCCCUGGCACUCCAUCAUCGGGUCGCUCAUACCCCACCCCCGGACACUGACUCGCUCCAGACAGAGAACGUCAUUGGUUCGCCAAGCAUGGCGCCUGUCGCAGCAGCCAAUGGCUGCCAGAGCUGCAGCCCUGAUGCAGGCAGUCCCGACUGGCUUCAGGAUUUGAGCGACAGCGACCAAGUCGCGAGGAUGCUGUUUCCAGCCGCCCAACCCUCGCUCUUCGGGAACUUGGUUUCCUCGGCUGUUUUCUCCAAGAGUGCCCAAAACUCCAUGACCGGCGUCUUCUUUGUGUUCUCCAAGCUGUUCAUUCGAGUCGAAGGAACAUACAGGCUCAAGUUCACCUUGGCCGACUUGGGCGAUCCUUGCUGCCCUGCCUUGGUCACCAUCCAGUCCGAGGGUUUUGUGUCCUAUGGAUGGAAGAACUUUCCAGCAAUGUCAGAGCCCACGUCCACUUUCAAAGCCCUUGCCCAGCAAGGUGUCCAUGCUGUCCGUCGAAGUCGAGGAAGGAAGUGA
This is a messenger RNA of Polychytrium aggregatum, 633 nucleotides long. Its product is annotated as velvet factor. The record is from RefSeq and is a predicted model, not a curated record. Lineage: Eukaryota; Fungi; Chytridiomycota; Chytridiomycetes; Polychytriales. The coding region runs from base 1 to 633 and encodes 210 amino acids. The transcript is spliced from 4 exons.